CCACUUGUGUCCGUUCAGGCUGGAGGGACACGUGGCACGCGCACCUGCUUCCUACUUGGGUAUAAUCGCCCUUUGGAUGCAGAGUGGGGCUGGGGGCCGGCUGGCUUCCAGGACUCGGCAGGCCUCUUUCAGAAGCCCUGGAGGGAGACGCAGUGGGGUGGGCGGACCUGCAGUUAGGCAGGGGUCUUCCUGGCUCAGUGGGGUAGGGCUGCUGUGCCGCUGGAGAGCCUUCUGGGAGCCUGCUGUCCUGGGCAGAGAGGACCGAGGCAGGUGCGUCCGGGGGACCUCGGGUGUGGAGGUGUGUGCGUGCGUUCAUCCUGGCCACCCCUCUCUGCAUCCUGACGAUGUCCCUGGGCCUGUGCUGGCCUCGCCCUGCAGGGACUUGAUCCUCUGUCCAGGCUGACCCGAAGGCUCUGCACCUCCAGGACCGCCCCUCCCUCCCUGGGGCCUGGGCCAGCUGUGCUUGCCUUUGUGCAGACCAGAGGGAGACCCUGCAGGGGCUGUCGGGAUUGCAGACCUCCGUGUGCCCCCAGACACCCCCAGGGGCACACUCGGCCACCACAGCAGGAGUCUUGGCCUGUGGGUGAGGGGGGCUGGGGGGCCAGCUGAGGUUUAGGGAUCCAGGCUUGUGGGGCUUUGGGAGACAGUCCAGGAGGCCCUGGGGUGGGCCCUCUUCACGGCAGUUGGAGUGCGAUGCUCCCCGCUGCCAGGGCUCCCCUGGGGUCUGGGAGGUUGACACCCCUGCCACUCCUCCCUCUCUUAGCCCUCAGCUCUGGGAAGCCCACCCAGCCUCCACCACAGGCUCCCUAGCCUGGCUUCUCUCCUGUGCACCUGCUUCUGGGGGCUCAGUCACGGAGGGCUGCCCCAUCCCCCGGCCCCCUAGGAAGGCAGGGUGGUGAUCUGGAGGGGGCGGGGGCAGGAUCGCAGGGUGGUGACCUCUCUGGCCUCCUUGGGGUCCCUCUCAUUGCCCCGCUGGCUAGCACCAAGCUCUCUUGGGGUACACGUGUGAGCUAUUUGGGGUGCCCUGUGGGUAGGUAGGAACUUCCCCACAUCCCCAGCCUUGCUCAGAUAGCCUGCUGGGCCUGGAGCCCGGCCCCUUCUCUGCAGGACACCUGCUGGGGUGCCCCUCCUGGACCAGCAGCCCCCUACGUCUCCCAGCCCCUCCCCAGAAUGCCCUGCCCUGCUGGCCCAGGUCUGAGAGGUGGUGAGAGCAGUUGGCUGCUUCCUCCAGGAAGCCCGUGCUGGCGCGUGGCCGCGUGAGCGAACCUUUCUUGAUGGCUCCCAUGUUGUCUGUGGUCCACGUCCUAUGUGUCCUUUCCUGCAUGUUUUUGUCUCUGUGUUUGCACGGCUCCUGUGGGUUUGGGGCCCUCUUUGGAAACAGUGAACACCAUAUCCAAAGCCUUGGGCUUUGAUUCUCUCCUUGGCCAGCCUCCUGCUGGUCAGGCUCUGUGAUAAUCAAGACUCCUGAGGAUGUGGGUGUCAGGGUCAAGGACCCCCCUGCAUCUGACACGAACCAGUUCCCUCUCCUGGUGUGAUGUUGAGAGGGGACAGCCCAGACAUUUGGGGUGCAGUGGUCAUGGAGGAGGGGCCACCCUGGAGGGGGUGAGAUGGAGGGAGGAGGGCCCCUGGGACAGGGUGGUGCCGGGGUGGGCGCAGAAAGUGGGCCGGGUGGGGGCGGGGCGCCUGCACCUGCAGAGCCCCCUCCCCCGUCCCGAAGGACUAGAACCGACCCUCUGACCCCAGCGCCGCGGCCCGCCCGCAGAGCAUGGGGGCCCCGCAUGUCCCUGCGCGGACCGUGCUCUUCCAGCGCGAGAGGACUGGCCUGACGUACCGCGUGCCCGCCCUGCUGCCCGUGCCCCCGGGGCCCACCCUGCUGGCUUUCGCGGAGCAGCGGCUCAGCCCCGACGACGCGCACGCCCACCGCCUGGUGCAGAGGACCGGCACGCUGGCUGGGGGCUCCGUGCGGUGGGGCGCCGCGCGCGUGCUGGGGACGGCGGCCCUGGACGAGCACCGCUCCAUGAACCCCUGCCCGGUGCACGACGCGCGCACCGCCACCGUCUUCCUCUUCUUCAUCGCCGUGCGCGGCCACACGCCCGAGGCCGCGCAGAUCGCCUCCGGCAGGAACGCCGCGCGCCUCUGCUGUGUCACCAGCCGGGACGCCGGGCGCAGCUGGGGCAGCGCGCGGGACCUCACGGCGGAGGCGGUGGGCGGCGCCGAGCAGGAUUGGGCCACGUUUGCUGUGGGCCCAGGACACGGAGUCCAGCUGCGCUCUGGUCGCCUUCUGGUGCCGGCCUAUACCUACCGAGUGGACCGACGGGAGUGCUUUGGCAAGAUCUGCAGGACCAGCCCCCACUCCUUCGCCUUCUACAGCGAUGACCAUGGCCGCACCUGGCACCAUGGAGGCCUCGUGCCCAACCUGCGCUCGGGCGAGUGCCAGCUGGCCGUGGUAGAUGGUGGGCAGGCCGGUGGCAUCCUCUACUGCAAUGCCCGGAGCCCCCUGGGCAGCCGCGUGCAGGCGCUCAGUGAGGAUGAGGGCACCUCCUUCCUGCCUGGGGAACUGGUGCCCAGCCUGGCCGAGACUGCCCGGGGCUGCCAGGGCAGCAUCGUGGGCUUUCCGGCCCCGCUGUCCAGCAGGCCCAGGGAUGAGGGAUGGUCCGUGGGCCCCAGGAACGCCCCUGACCCUCCACGUUUCUGUCCUGGGGUCCAGGAGCCCCCAGGGGAGAGCGCUGGAGAUGGGACCGGGCAGGGGCUGAGUGGGCCAGAAGAAUGUUGGCCUGGACCGGGGGAUCCUGGCCCUGGGCUCAGUGGCAACAGGGGGGCCCGAACCCCAGAGCUCCUGGGGCCCCCUGUGACCUUGUCUCAGAGCCCCACGUGGCUGCUGUAUUCCCACCCCGUGGGGCGCAGGGCCCGGCUCCACAUGGGCAUCCGCCUGAGCAGGUCCCCCCUGGACCCCCACAGCUGGACGGAGCCCUGGGUGAUCUAUGAGGGCCCCAGCGGCUACUCUGACCUGGCAUCCAUCGGGCCCAGCCCCGGGGGCGUCUUGGCCUUCGCCUGUGUGUAUGAGAGUGGGGCCAGGGUCUCCUUUGAGGAGAUCUCCUUCUGCAUGUUCUCCCUGCGUGAGGUCCUGGGGAACGUGCGGGCGGGUGCCGGGCUGCCCAGCCUCGGGAGCAAGCCUCGGGAGCACUGCCAGCCCUCCUGAUGGGCCUCUGGCCAGGCCUGGCCGGGGCGGGGGGAGGCUGGGGGCAGAAGGGUGGACGAGAAGCGGGGAGGAGCGGGGAGAAGGGCGGGGGAGGGGUGGAUGCUGGGAGGGGCGGGGUGUUCUCCUGACUCCAGGGCUGGUCGGGGGCUCGGAGCGCCGGCCUCCUCGGUUUCUCCUAGAGCAUCGUGGGGGAGUCUCUGUGAAGUUUGGAUUCUCUCCAACAAGCAGGGCUGGUGUUGAAGAAGGAGUCGGGGGUAGGGAUGGGCCUUGGAUGAACAGCUGACCCUGGGUGACCCACACUGUCCCCCUCCCAAGGCUGCUGGGGGUGGGUGGGGUGCUGGGAUCCUUAGGUUGACACCAGGGGCUUGGGUCUGGACGGUUGUCCUCCUGAAUCUUGCUCUGCUGACUGUUUUCCGGCUUAUGAACAAGAGAUAAAGCGACUCUGCACGUCUGUCGGGGGGGGGGGUCCCUCCUCAGUUCUUUCCACUUUAAAGCCUGGAGAGGGUCCCCAGUGGUCCAGCCCUGAAGUCUCCUUGCGAGGUCUGCCCCCUCAGCCAAGUCCCCCAGUGCCAGGGUCGCCGGCGGCGGGGGAUGGGGAGGGCGAGGAGGGCCUCUGCUUCGUGGUGGUCCCAGGUCUGCCUGGCGUCUGCACUCCGGCCAGCUGCCCCUCCUCAGCUGGGUCGCAUCCCAGGACCAGCCCCUGCGCCCUGGUGGAAGCAUCCUUUUAUUUCCUCUUCUUUUAAAGUCUUCCUUUCUGGUUUAAAAAUCAAAGAUGUUUAUUGUAGAAAUUUGGGGAAAACUAUAAAGGAAACACGACUCCGCGCAGGCCUGCCUGUCCCGCAGCUGCGGCGCUCUCGCUGGCAGUUCUUUCCGGCCCGUUGAGCCAGUUCCUCUCCGGGGGUGUGGCUUUAGCAGAGCCCCGGCUAACCACCCUCCCUCGGUUCCAUGUGCAGCCGGAGCGCUCCGUGAUGUAAUUUCUUUACGCGGUCCUGAGGGGGGCCUUCGGGGCUGGGGAGUGUUCCUGUGGUGAGUCAUGCGUGGUGAGCACCUCUGGGGCGUCCCUGGGGGCCCCGGUUUCUGUCACCUCCUUAGGCUGGAUCCGGGGACAGCAGGCCACCUUUCGCAAUCUUUCCAAAGGGUGGAGGUGUCCACGAAGCCUCUGAGCACAGAGGCUCAUCCUCUGCCGUCUGGUGGCGGCUCCCCCUGCGUCCCUCGCCCCCAGGCUCCCGCCUGCAAACCCCCAACCCGCGGAGCUCGGCCAACGCCGCAAACACCUGUCGAGGCCUAACUCGUUCUUUCUUAACCACUGCGUGGUGUGGUCUAGAGCAUCAGGGGACCUUAUGGGGACCUUCGGGUGGUCUCUCGUGCUCAUCUGAUCCCAUCGCCACUGUGAACAGAGCCGCGGUGCGCGCCCUUGAACGUCUGGCUUUGCGAACCGAGACUCCGGCUCCUGCAGGACGGGUUCUGGACUGUGAGUGAUGGAGCAAAAGUCUCUGUUGUUUUUGUUCUAAUAGAUAACAGAGACUAUGUCCUCAAGAGCAGGAGCACGUCGCACGCUGUUGAUACACGCAAGAAGGCCGUUUUCUUCACACUCGUUGCCUUUUGACUUUUUCCAGUUCGAAGCGUGCAACGUGGCCUGUCCUGCGACACAUGUGCGCUUGUCUCCGUGCGGACACCCUCCCUGCUCACCUCCCCCUCCUCCCGGCAAGAAGCAGCUGUGUCGGCUUCCCGCCAGGGAACCCCCCACCACGCCGGGGCCGGGGGGUGCUGAGGUCCCUGCCUUGAACAAAGGUCACAAAGGAGGGGGUGGGUCCUGGCACCACCCCUCCCUGCUGCCCCCUGUCUUCAAACCCCAAAGCUCUCUCCACAGUGGUUGGAAGUGGCGCUGGGUGGGGCACAGGGUGCAUCCCAGGAGGGGAGCGGCCCCUCGGGGGGGGGGCUGAGUUAAGCUGAGCAGAGGCCUUCCGCUGACCUGCGAGGACACGGACAUGGAAUGUGGAGCUGGAGGUGCGGGGCGCUGACCCCGCGUCUAAGCUGCGUGAUCACGGAACUCCCGGUUCGGCUGUGGGCUGGAGCGAAGGGAGGCUCUCACGAGAAAGGGUUUGCAUGGCUGGGCUGGGCUGGGCUGGGCCCCCGCACCCUUUCUGAGGAACCUGAGGCUGGCGUGCUGGGAAGUCCAAGCAGGGUGAAGAGACGGAAAACCCACCCCUGACCAGUCACAGGCAAACCGGUGACAUCAAAGACAGGGGCUUAGCCUCAGUCAGGGACAUGCAUCACCUCGGAGGAGGCCACGUUUAGACUGGAGUGGACAUUCCCACAAAAAGAGUGGGACCUGGAAGACAAGCGAAUGGUGUCACGUGGGCUGAAAGGAAAUAGUUGCCUCCCCAGAGCCCCGCCGGGCAAGGAUGGCGCCUGAGGUCGCGACUGAGUAAGAAUGACUGACUUGUCACCUGCAGCCGCCCGUCCAGGGAACCAUGAAAGGACAUUCUUUACCUGGAAAGACAACGACCGUAGGUGGAAACUCAGAUGGAGGGAGCGGCAGAGGCGAGCAGGUGGAUGCUGUGUAAGGGAGCCCAGCAUCUGUGGGACUUCAGUCUGCAGACUUCAGCGGUACCGGGACGAGCGCCUGCGCUGAGAGGGAGGCGAGGGUUCUGAGAUCCCCGGGCUGCGCAAGAGAAGGCGGCGGCGCCCGUCCCAUCAGGCCAGGAUUCGCACCGAGGUCCCCAGUGUGAACACUAAAAGAGCGGCAGAAGUGCCGCCAGCGCACCCGGCACACGUGACAAACGAAACGGAAAACAGCCAGUUCAAACAAGUAAAGGGAUGAGAGAGAACAUACAGAGAGUACUGGUGAGACAGAUGGAAAGCAACUUCUGAGCUCGCCGACUGAAACCCACACAUGUCAGAAUUACACGAACACAAAUUACUUAAUAUUCCAAUGAAGAGUCAAAAAUGACCUUGCUGGCAAAACCCACAAAGUAGCAACCCCCACCCCAAACCCAACUAUAUUCCCCCGACAGUAUUCAUGUACAAGACGCAAAGAUACAGACAGGCGGAAACUUCAGAGGAAAAAGAGACCAGGAAAAUAGACCAUAAGACAGUGUGUGUGUGUGUGUGUGAUUAUAUUAGUCAAAGAUCUUAAGCCCAAAAUACCAGUAGUGAUAAAAGGAGACAUUUCAAAUGAUAAAAACUUGAUUCGACAGAAAAUUAUCACAAUUUAGAAUUUGUAUGUACCAAGUAUUAUGCUUCAAAAAUAUGAAACAACAGAGUUCCCUGGUGUCUCUGUGGGUUAAGGAUCUGGCAUUGUCACUACAGUGGCUUGGGUCACUGCUGUGCCACUUGUUUGAUCCCUGGCCUGGGAACUUCUGUAUACUGCGGGGGGCACGGCCAAAAAAAAAGAAAAAAAAAAAAAAAAAGAAAAAAGAAAAAAAGAAAUGAAAAUGAACAGAUCUAUUGGGGUCAACUGACCCUCGAGUAUAGCAGAAAGAUUUGGGUACCAGUCUUACAGGAACUGAAAGAGCAUGGACAUAAAAAUAAAAUCAGGAAGACGUGGAAGAUUUGGCCACCUUGCCCCAAACUCUACUUAACUGACAGGUUAGAAUACUGCCCCCAAAUAACCACAGAGCACACAGUCUUUCAAAUACACUCAGAUAUAAAAUCGACAGCUUGUUGGACCAUUAAGUCAAGACUCCACAGAUUUCAAAGGGCUGAAAAUCACAAUGGAUUGAGCUAGACAGAAAAACAAAAGAAAAUUUAAAAUCUUCAUAGGUUUGAAAAUUAAGAAACAGAAUUCUGUAUUUCUCAUAGUUCAGAGAAGAAGUUAUAGGAGUUCCCUUUGGGGCUCAGUGGUUAACAAAUCCGACUAGGAUCCAUGAGGAUGUGGGUUCAAUCCCUGGCCUUGCUUAGUGGGUUAAGGAUCCAGUGUUGCCCUGAGCUGUGGUGUAGGUGGCAGACAUGUCUCAAUUCUGCGUUGCUGUACCUGCGGUGUAGGCUGGCGGCUACAGCUCCGUUUCUGCCCUUAGCCUGGGAACCUCCAUGUGCCACAAGUGUGGCCUUAGCCAAAAAAAAAAAAAAAAAAAAA
Messenger RNA from Sus scrofa (pig), 7277 nucleotides. Lineage: Eukaryota; Metazoa; Chordata; Mammalia; Artiodactyla; Suidae. The record is from RefSeq and is a predicted model, not a curated record.